Molecule: messenger RNA, 2322 nt
Organism: Phacochoerus africanus (Common warthog)
Lineage: Eukaryota; Metazoa; Chordata; Mammalia; Artiodactyla; Suidae
Gene: SPPL2A
Product: signal peptide peptidase like 2A
Exons: 17
Coding region: 15-2090 (691 amino acids)
Biological process (GO): membrane protein proteolysis
Cellular component (GO): cytoplasmic side of endoplasmic reticulum membrane; lysosomal membrane; Golgi-associated vesicle membrane
Molecular function (GO): aspartic endopeptidase activity, intramembrane cleaving
Source: RefSeq, a predicted model, not a curated record
AGUUACUGGAAAACAUGAAGAGGCGUUCCGCGGCUUCUAGGAGGAAGACGGCCUUGAAAAAGUCCCUUCGCCUCCCAGGACCGGACUUCGGGGACAGUUCAGGUCAGGCAACUGGAAGGAGACACGCUCAGACCCGCCGUGGGUGGCCCACCGGCGCCACGACGCCCAGAAAGCCCUGCUGGCGGCGCGCGCGGACCGGGGCUCCACGUGCCCCGUGGGGGUUUCCGCGGCCUCCGGGCGGGGCCGGAAGAGGAAGUCGGCGCGGCAGUGGCGGCUUCAGCAGCCGCGGCGGCCCCCAGCCAAGUCCCGCCGCCGGCUUCUGUGCGGCUCGGCCACUGAGGCAGCGCCGCGACGGGACCCGGAGCCUCCCCCGCCGAGCCGAGCCGCGCCGCCGGACGCCCACCAGACAGAUGGGGCCGCUGCCCAUCCCCGCGGCCGCCCUGCUCUGGGGCUUCCUGCUCCCUCUGACAGCUGCUCAGGAAGCAAUCCUGCAUGCAUCCAGAAACGGCCUGCCUUCACCAUCAAAGGACUACUGCAUGCUGUAUAACCCUCAUUGGACAGCUCUUCCAAGUACCCUAGAAAAUGCAACUUCCAUUAGUUUGAUGAAUUUGACUACCACACCACUGUGCAGCCUUUCUGAUAUUCCUCCUGAAGGAAUAAAGAACAAAGCAGUUGUGGUACAGUGGGGAACCUGCCAAUUUCUUGAAAAAGCCAGAAUUGCACAAACAGGAGGUGCUGAAGCAUUGUUGGUUGCCAAUAACAGUGUCCUAUUUCCUCCCUCAGGGAACAAAUCUGAAUUUCAUGAUGUGAAAAUAUUGGUUGCAUUUAUAAACCACAAAGACUUUAAAGAUAUGAAGCAGGCUCUCGGAGAUAAUAUUACUGUGAAAAUGUAUUCUCCAUCGUGGCCUAACUUUGACUAUACUAUGGUGGUUAUUUUUGUAAUUGCUGUGUUCACUGUGGCAUUAGGUGGAUACUGGAGCGGGCUAAUUGAAUUCUGUAUAACCCAGCAAGGGAUAUUGGGAGAAUUAGAAACAAUGUUUUGCUGUCUUAAAUCAAGGGAAAACAUGAAGGCAGUGACAAACUCUGAAGAUAGAGAAAUGAGGAAAAAGAAGGAAGAAUAUUUUACUUUUAGUCCUUUAACAGUUGUAAUAUUUGUUGUCAUCUGCUGCGUUAUGAUGGUCUUACUUUAUUUCUUCUACAAAUGGUUGGUUUAUGUUAUGAUAGCAAUUUUCUGCAUAGCAUCAGCGAUGAGUCUGUACAACUGUCUUGCUGCACUAAUUCGUAAGAUAGCAUGUGGACAAUGCACGAUUGUGUGUCGUGGCAAAAGCAUUGAAGUGAGACUUAUUUUUCUCUCUGGACUGUGCAUAGCAAUAGCUGUUGUUUGGGCCGUAUUUCGAAAUGAAGAUAGGUGGGCUUGGAUUUUACAGGAUAUCUUGGGGAUUGCUUUCUGUCUGAAUUUAAUUAAAACAUUGAAGUUACCCAACUUCAAGUCAUGUGUGAUACUUCUAGGUCUUCUUCUCCUCUAUGAUGUAUUUUUCGUUUUCAUAACACCAUUCAUCACAAAGAAUGGCGAGAGUAUCAUGGUUGAACUUGCAGCUGGACCUUUUGGAAAUAAUGAAAAGAAUGAUGGAAACUUGGUGGAAGCCACUGCUCAACCCUCAGCUCCCCAUGAGAAAUUACCAGUAGUCAUCAGAGUACCAAAGCUGGCCUAUUUCUCAGUAAUGAGCGUGUGCCUUAUGCCAGUUUCAGUAUUGGGUUUUGGAGACAUUAUUGUACCAGGCCUAUUGAUUGCAUACUGUAGAAGAUUUGAUGUUCAGACUGGUUCUUCUAUAUACUAUGUUUCCUCCACAAUUGCCUAUGCUGUUGGCAUGAUACUUACAUUUGUUGUUCUGGUGCUGAUGAAAAAGGGGCAACCUGCUCUCCUCUAUUUAGUACCCUGCACACUAAUUACUGCCUCAGUUGUUGCUUGGAGACGUAAGGAAAUGAAAAAGUUCUGGAAAGGUAGCGGCUAUGAGAUGAUGGACCAUCUGGACUAUGCAACAAAUGAAGAAAACCCUGUGACUGCUGGUGAACAGAUUGUCCAACAAUAGUAUUAUGUAGACCUGCAAUAAUAUGUUAACUGACAAUUUCUACAAAUAGAGUUUGACUUUUUAAAUUGACUUUUGAUUUGACAAUCUGAAAAAAAUUUUAAUGAUAUGCUUGCAAAUAUGUAUUUUUAAGAACUGGUACUGACAAUUAUGUGUUAAAUAAUUGAAAUAUGUUUGCUUUUAGCUAUGUUAAAGUUGUGCCUUCACAUUAAAUAAAAGCUUAUGGUCUGUGUAA